This is a messenger RNA of Staurois parvus, 521 nucleotides long. NCBI's taxonomy places the organism in Eukaryota, Metazoa, Chordata, Amphibia, Anura, Ranidae. The record is from the annotation of a GenBank genome assembly.
GUGUGGGCUCUCGGCUGUGACAGCCGGGUGCCCAGUGCGCAUGCACGAGAAGCGCUGCGCUUUGUCAGCAGUCUCUUAGUCAUCCCCUGUACUGUCUGCAGUCUCUGGUCAUCUCCCGUACUGUCUGCAGUCUCUGGUCAUCUCCUGUACUGUCUGCAGUCUCUGGUCAUCCCCUGUACUGUCUGCAGUCUCCGGUCAUCCCCUGCACUGUCCACAGUCUCUGGUCAUUUCCUGCACCAUGUCUGCAGUCUCUGGUAAUCCCCUGCACUGUCUGCAGUCUCUUGAUCAUCCCCUGCACUGUCUGCAGUCUCUUGGUCAUCCCCUGUACUGUCCGCAGUCUCUUGGUCAUCCCCUAUACUGUCCACAGUCUCUUGGUCAUCCCCUAUACUGUCCGCAGUCUCUUGGUUAUCCCCUAUACUGUCCGCAGUCUCUUGCUCAUCCCCUAUACUGUCCGCAAUCUCUGGUCAUCCCCUGUAAUAUGUCCGCAGUCUCUGGUCAUCUCCUGUAGUAUGUCCGCAGUC